UGUCUCUCUCCAGUGACGGGGGCGUGUCCUCAACCAGCGCUCCUUGCUUGUGGUCUCGUCUCAGUCGAGUUCGCUCGCGUCGAGUGUGGCGACUGCGGUCGGGGCGUGAGGACACUUUGUGGGAUACGGAACCGAGCGUGGAGCGCAGACUCCCCGAAAUGUCCAAUUCAACGUUACGUCACGCCUAAUUAACAGCCGACAAGCAAGGAGUUGUCUCACUACUGUUUGUGUUCGCUACGCGACCGUCAAGGAAGAAGGACCCUUUGAGCUCUGCGUUGUGGACCCCCGCCCCCUCCCCACUGUGGCCAACUCUCGGGAUGGAUGAAUGCUGAGCUGAGCUGAGCUGAGCUAAGGGUGAGUCACUGAUGGCGUAGUGGUACACAACGCCUGACUUUGGUGCAGGCAGCGUGGGAUCGAUUCCCGAUCGGUGCCUGCGACUGACUGGCAAACACUUCAGGGUGUAGUCCGCCUUUCACCUGAAGCUUGCUGGAAUAGGCUCUGGCUCUCCCGUGACCGUUGUGAGGAUAAGCGGCUUGCAUAAUGGACUCUGGAUGGACUCUUCAAAGGAGCUUUCCAGACCCUGAGAGAGACGUCAGCGGGAGAUUUCACGGAAUCGGCGUCACUGCUUCCAGGAGGAACUGCCUGUUGGAGCUGAGUCGCGGUGGGCGGGGGGACAUGUGUUCCUGCUGAGUCGUCAGUUUGGGAACCACCAUGAGGCAGACGCCGCCGCCACCACCACCACCACCACCACCCCUCUCUCCCGGUUUGCCCCCCUCGUCCCUGCCCUUCCUGCUGCUCCUGCUACUGGGCGCUGCUGGAUCCUUGCCCCCGCCACCCACCGGUGGCGCCACCCCCUUCCCUCAAGACCUGGAGCCCAUCAACGUAGUCGGACGAGAGUCAUCCUACUUAUUCCCCAGCUUCCAAGGCCUGACAGAGGACAACGACACGGAGCGUCUGGGUCUGGAUUUCCAGAGGAUGCUGAGGAUCAACCACAUGCUCUACAUCGCUGCACGGGAUCACGUGUUUGCCAUCAAUCUGGCCGCGUCCUCGGAGCACAUCCUCCCGCAGCAGAAGCUGACCUGGAAGACAAAGGAUGUGGACAAGUGCACGGUUCGAGGGAAGAACAGCGACGAAUGUUAUAACUACAUCAAAGUUUUAGUGCCACGUAACGACGAGAUGCUGUUUGCAUGCGGGACAAACGCCUUCAACCCAACUUGUCGCAACUACAAGAUGUCGACUUUGGAGCAGGACGGCGAGGAGAUGGUCGGUCAGGCUCGCUGUCCGUUUGAGUCGCAUCAAUCCAAUGUUGGACUUUUCGCAGGAGGGGACUUCUACUCGGCGACCAUGACAGACUUCCUGGCGAGCGACGCGGUCAUUUACCGCAGCCUGGGAGAGAGUCGCCCCGUCCUACGAACGGUCAAGUAUGACUCAAAAUGGCUACGAGAGCCUCAUUUCCUGCACGCUAUCGAGUACGGCAACUUUGUGUACUUCUUCUUCAGCGAGAUCGCCGUGGAGUACACGUCACUGGGCAAGGUGGUUUUCUCCAGAGUAGGACGCGUGUGCAAGAACGACAACGGAGGUUCCCCUCGGGUUCUGGAGCGCUACUGGACAUCCUUCCUCAAGGCUCGCCUCAACUGCUCCGUGCCGGGUGACUCCUUCUUCUACUUCGACGUGCUGCAGUCGCUCACCAACGUGCUGCAGAUCAACCGUCGGCCCGCUGUGCUCGGGGUCUUCACCACGCAGGCCAACAGCAUCACCGGCUCAGCAGUGUGCGCCUUCUACAUGGAUGACAUCGAGAAAGCCUUCAGUGGAAAGUUCAAGGAGCAGAAGAACAGCGAGGCAGCCUGGACGCCCGUCCCAGACGAGCAGGUUCCCAAACCGAGGCCCGGCUGCUGCGCCGGCGAAGGCUCGGCUGCCGACCUGAAAUCAUCCACUGCCUUCCCCGACGACACGCUCAUGUUCAUCAAGUCCUACCCGCUCAUGGACGAGGCCGUGCCCUCCGCCAACAACAGGCCGCUUUUCACCAGAACCACUAGCAGGUUCAAGUUGACCCAGAUCGCGGUGGACACGUCAGCGGGACCCAACCGGAACUUCACGGUGGUUUUCUUGGGUUCUGAGGAUGGCCACGUUCUAAAGGUUCUCACCAGCACAGAUGGAAACAACCAGACCCUCAACACCACACUCCUGGAGGACAUUAACGUCUACAACCACAACAAAUGCAACGUGAAGGGGGAGGAGCGUCAGGUCUUGGGUCUGGAGCUGGACAGAGACCACCACGCCCUUUUCGUGGCCUUCUCAGGAUGCGUCAUCCGCGUGCCUCUCAGCCGCUGCGACGACUACAGCGACUGCAAGACACGCUGCCUGUCUUCUCGGGACCCUUACUGCGUGUGGCUGAGGGCUGGAAAGUGUGUCGUCGCCACGCCCGGAUUCAAAGGCGCCUUUGAGCAGGACGUGGAGAACGCCGCUCCUCUCCGUUCCGACGCCUGUCACGAUGUGCUGGCGACGACGCGCAAGCACAACACGCCUCUGGACACGGCUUACGGGAAGGCCACAACCGCAAGCGUCGGCCCGUCCAAUCAUAAGGAGGCAGGUGACCCUGAAAGAGCUCCAGGUAUGGAGGGCCCUCCCUACGAAGGGGAGCAAGGGUCACCUGACUCGAAGCCAAUCAGUGUGGAGAUGGAGGGCGUGCGGCGCCCCCCAGAGGCGGAAAAAAGCAACCACAGCGUCCACUACACGCUGCUGAUCGCCUGCGUCCUGGUGGCCUUCGUGCUGGGCGCCUUCCUGUCAGGCUUCUUGGUGUCCUGUUACUGCAACCGGGCCGGGCACAAGACCCCGAAGCUCCCCAAGGACCCCGAGGUCCAGAUCCCGCACGCUCUGUCUUUGCGCAGCCUGGCCAAGCUCAACGGGCUCCUGGAGACCAGCACCGGGAAGGAGGACAAGCUGGAGGCGUCCUCUCCCAAGAUCUACAGCUCCCUGUUCUCCAGGGAGGUGCCCAGGAGGAGCGUCCACCACGGGAUGUCGAUGGGGGAUCUGGUGCUGCCCCACCACCACCACCUGCGGUCGUCCUCGGAACUCUCCGGACUUCCCACGCCCGACUCCACGCCCGAGCUGCCCAUCAAAAGCAUGAAGGCCUUCCGGAACCAGUGGGAGAAGAACCACAACUGCAACAACGCGUCCCGGCCGUCCUCGGCCCACGUGUUCCCCUACGGGGCCCCGCGCCUCCCCGACGAGCGCAAGGUCCACAACGCCGAGCGUCUCCUGCCGCAACACCCCGGCUACACCCACAAGGUGAUGGAAGUCACGUCCCUGGACGAGCUCCUCAAGCACAUCCACGAGGGGGGCGGCUCCAAGACACCGCAGCUCAUCAGCCCGCCGGGGGGGCAUUUCACAGGCGGGGAUUCGGCCGCGGGGCACCUGGCCUACGCGGGCCGCGUCCAGCCUCACAUUCCGGAGACGGAGUCGGCGCCGUACUACAGCUCGUCCACGCUGCCCCGCGACAGCCUGACCCGCCGCAUGGACGUCCCCCCGGACCCGCCGCCGCCCCAGCAACCGUCCACGCUGGAACGCCGGCAGUCCUCGUCUCAGAGGCACUCCUUCAUGGGCAACGGCACCGGCGGGGGUCCGCUCCCUCGCCACCACAGCUUCAGCCAACGCGUGGGCGCCCCCCACCAGCCCCCGCCCCUCCUGGCGCGCAUGAACUCCACAGGAAGCUGCGAGGGCCACUUCCCCCUCCUGCCUCCCGGCUACUUGGCGCGUUACAACGCCGCCCAGCAAGACGCCCCUCUCAGGGGCGGCGGCGGCGUCCGCAGGGGCCCCCCGCUAAAACCCAACGCCCCCCCCAAGCCGCUCUUUAUUCCAGCUUCGUCACCUGUCAGCCCGCACGGCAACUUCAACUACUGACACUUUUGAACACGGCUCAAGUUGACGUGGAAAAUUAUCUUUGUACCAUAUUGGUAUUGUUCUCUUCUACGUGAACUACUACAUUUACCUUUCACCGCGACGCAGCGUAGAGCAGCUGAUGGCGUCCUCAACGUGCAACCGCAACAACUACAUCGGCCGGGGACUUUGAGAAUGACAUGGCGACACAACAACUACGUCAACAACUACAUCAACCGCAUGAACGACUACAACGCUUGUAUCUUGAAAGACUACAUCCACAACAAUACGGCAACUGAAUUAACUACAUAGUCUACAGAACUGCACUGACUUUGACAGCAUCAACAAUAAAUACAUAUCUACGUCAGCAACUAUACUACAUCAGUGUCUACGCAGCAACAUGGCCCACAAUGACAAAUUCACCAAAUACUACUACUACAAUGCCUACAUCAACAGCACACAAAAACAUUGUCUGCAUUAACAACUACAACAAAACCACAUGCAUAUUACUACAAUUUUGACAUUAACCACUACCGCGUUAAAAAUGAAAAACUAAUAUAAAAAAAACAUCAACAACUACUGACUGACUGUAUCGACAACCUACAUCAGUGACUACAUCAACUAUAUCAGCAACUACAAAAUCUACGUCGAAUGCAUUUCUACAGUGACUACAUUACUACACAAAGGCAUGCAUUUCUACGUGAACAAGUAGACAUUAUCCCAACAACUACAUCAAUAACAUCAACCACUGUACACGGACUACAUCAUGGAAGGCGUCAACGAUUAACUAUUAAUGAAUACUUAACUACAACAACCGCCCUGACUAAAUCAACCACUGCAGCGGAAACACUACACGCACCACAACAACUACAACAGCUAUUGUACACGGAGUCUAUGGCAUAUCGACUGCAUCAACUACCUAAAUGACUACAUUGACCAUCGACAACAACUACGUCAGUCACAGCAACGACACAAUUUCAUUGAUUGCAUCAACUACUAUUCACAGCUAACACAUCAACAACUACAUCGCCGACCUGGACGCGAAAGGUUGCACAAAGACUCGAAGCCGUGUGAAGCGCUGCGCCGCUUCGUUCUUGUUUUCUUUGCGAUGUCGUUGUGUUGCUAACCAGAAUGUGUUUCUAUUAUGCAUGUGGGUGGGUGGGUGUGCGCGUGUGGGUGGGCGUGCCGUAUGUGUGUAGAGCCACAUACUGUAUAUACUAUCUGCAGUAUAUAUUAAUAUAUGUGUCAAGUUGUGAUGACAAGUUAGCAAGAAAGUAACUUUUGUCUUUGCCUUAUUAUACUCAAUACCCUCAAAAGCCCACCCCAGAACCCUUAAACUCCUCCCUCCCCCAAGAAAUGUAAACGUCCCAAAACUACGUUUGUGGAUUUUUCCUAAAGUGUUCCUGAAAUGUUUUUGAAAUUAAUUUGUUGGGAAACAUCACACAAUCCUGACUUCAAGUCAACUUUUUCUGUUUUGCAUCAAGAAAUUAUUUUUGGGUGGGUGGGGGACGGGUGCAACUAGUGGGCUGAAGCGGAUGACUUGCCGGUGUCAUUUUUUUGUUUUUGUUUUUAUUUUACUUUAUUUUUUUAAAGAGAGAAAUGUUUGAUUGGUGCUCCACGGACGUUUUCUCCAGUGGGAACAUUUUGGACCGCCAGUGGCCGACACUUCCCGUACAAACUGUACAACCGCAACAAACGAUGGAGACAGCUGCACUUCUUAUUGACACACUUUGUGGCUAAUGCUUGUAAAUAAAAACA
Molecule: messenger RNA, 5634 nt
Organism: Syngnathoides biaculeatus (alligator pipefish)
Lineage: Eukaryota; Metazoa; Chordata; Actinopteri; Syngnathiformes; Syngnathidae
Gene: sema6cb
Product: sema domain, transmembrane domain (TM), and cytoplasmic domain, (semaphorin) 6E
Exons: 23
Coding region: 712-3900 (1062 amino acids)
Biological process (GO): positive regulation of cell migration; negative chemotaxis; neural crest cell migration
Molecular function (GO): chemorepellent activity; semaphorin receptor binding
Source: RefSeq, a predicted model, not a curated record